CGUCGCCAUUUUUCGGUCUCGUACUCGCACUUCUGGUGGCUCGGGUGAGGGGGGGGACGAGUAGAAAUAAGGGAAAGUAAAAUAUUAUAGAAUCCUUAAGCCGUUAUCCUUCGUGAGCAGUCGGGAACUCACGCGAGAGCUCCAGCCUACCGCGCGGCCACCUGAGAUGCACGCGCAGGAGACAAGCCGCUGCUGUGAAAUCAUUUUUUGUGUGGAGACGUGUUGCGGGCCGCCAUUUUUGUGAUGUGCAGCCUCUAAAGUCGGCUCUGACUCGAGAAACGGGAUUCAAAAACGCAUUUCCAUGACGUGUGCCUUACCAUAAGAUAAAGAAGAUACAAAGUAAUCAUUUCGUUUCCGACUCACGGCUACUGGCGACAUUUUGCCGACAUGAGGAUUUAUCAGAUGAAAAACUGAGGCCACCUUUUCCGUUCUCUGACACACUGACGGGAGAUACAUUAUUAGAAGAGAGAAGCCCGGUGUUUUCUCGGAAGGCGGAACGAAAAGGGGAAGCUUCAUUUAUCAUUUGUUGCUGCUUCGCUCUCCGUCGAUGUUUGUCUGUCGUAAGUUGUUCUGUUUCUCUAUUUUGGCAGCUCAAACAAUCACUCAGCCGUUGACUGCUGAACACAGGAACCACAUUAUGUUCCAAAGUUGGAUCAAGCCAGUUGCAGCCUGUCUCUGAAAACGUCAGGUUGUUUUUGGUUUCCUCUUAAAUUCUUUUGAAAAUCAGAGGUCUCUGGAGCCUGCAGCAGAAAGCACUCGACACAACCUCUCAGGGCGACGAAUGCCCUGCCCUGCAUCUUCCAAAUCCUCCAAAUUGCUGUGAUUGGCCAAUCCCAACCACACGUUUUAACUUAUUGUCUAGCCUUUUUGGUUAUCCUUUCUUUCUUAUUUGUAGUCUUGUUACUAACUUAUUUUGAACAGAAAUGUCAACUGCUCGGUUUGAUUCAUCUGAUCGGUCCGCCUGGUAUUUUGGACCCGUGUCACGACAAGAGGCACAGAAUAGGUUACAAGGACAGAGACAUGGCAUGUUUCUGGUUCGAGACUCGUCGACCUGUCCCGGCGACUACGUGCUGUCAGUGUCUGAAAACUCCAAAGUGUCUCACUAUAUAAUCAACUCUUUGCCCAGCAAGAGGUUUAAGAUAGGCGACCAAGAAUUUGAGCACCUCCCUGCUCUGCUGGAGUUCUACAAAAUCCACUACCUGGAUACCACCACGCUGAUAGAGCCAGCCCCCAGGUACCCAAGCACAGUGAGCGGUCCCAUCCAGCCCAUAAGUGGCCCAGAUGAGAACCUGGAGUAUGUGCGGACUCUUUACGACUUCACUGGCAGCGAUGCAGAGGACCUUCCCUUCAAGAAGGGGGAGAUUCUGAUCAUCCUGGAGAAGCCAGAGGAGCAGUGGUGGAGCGCCAAGAGUAAAGAGGGGCGUGUGGGGAUGAUCCCCGUUCCCUAUGUGGAGAAAUUGGUACGACCUUCACCUCAUCCUGGCCAGCCUUCCCAUGGGUCUCGCAACUCCAACAGCUAUGGGAUCCCUGAGCCCUCCCACGCCCUCGUGCACGCCUACGCCCAGCCCCAGACUCCAACGCCGUUACCACCUGGCACCCCCGGAGCAGUUAUCAGCCCUCUACCCUCCAUGCAGAACGGCCCCGUCAUGGCAAAGGCAAUUCAGAAACGAGUGCCAUGCGCCUACGACAAAACAGCUCUGGCUCUAGAGCUCGGCGACAUCGUCAAGGUAACACGGAUGAACAUCAGCGGCCAAUGGGAGGGCGAGGUGAACGGACGAAGGGGUCUCUUCCCAUUCACCCAUGUGAAAAUCAUAGACCCCCAGAAUCCGGACGAGAGCGACUGACCCUAGUGUCGGCCUGGACCCUCUCGCCAGUUGUCGUCCCCGUACCUGAACCUGCUGGCCGUCUCCACCUCGUUCCCGCCAGUGUCGCCACGGUUACAUGCUUGCCUGCUUGGGGCUGUACCAUGAUAGCGACCCCACCGUUGUUGCCAACCGUUGCAAGGCUUUCUGACUGUUUACAGCUUUGGACAUUGGGUCCAAACUUAAAAAAAAAAAAACCUGACCCCACUCCUCCCAUCUCAUUACCCCUUGACUUGGUUCCAGGCUGGCCGAUGUGUUUUUGCAUUAGUGUCCUUUUCAUUUCCACAUCACUGGAUAUCAGUGUGAGUGUGUGUGCGUAUGUAUUAAGUGUGUGUCACAAUAGAUAUUUACAUUACAACAUGUCUGUGUUUAUUAGGUUUUUUUCUGAAUAUAUGUUUGAAGUCUUGGGGAAAAGUGUUUGUUUUGUCGAUGUUCGUACGAAGUAGGGAACAGCAACAUCCCCACGGACUUGGGAGAGCACUGAGGCGACGAGGAGCUAACCAGCCGGUCAAAUGUUAUUUCUCCAAACAAUCAAGUCACUGUUGUACCUUAACCAUCUCACAAGCACAGACAUACACAGGUAUUGGCUGUGAGUUGUUCAGGUUGACAGUUUUUUUUUUAUAUGUACGUGAUGUGUGACUGGAUUCAGGAGAGAUGGGUUUUUGGAGGAUCUAGGUUGCUCCGUGACAUUUUAGGUCCCAUGACCCCAUCCACACUUCCACCUGACUUUCGAGACUUAUUUAUCUUUGUUUAAAACGCAUAUUUCGGCCCUCUGUGAUUUCAUCUUUCUCCUAUUUGUGCCACAUGAUCAACUCAUGUUCUUUUGUUUUUUUAUGUGACUUGGAUAUGUAUGGUAGAGCGGUAACUUUGCAUGUCCACUCGGUACCUCUCUUGACUGCCCUUCACAUUAUCUUGAACUGAAAAUGCAUUGGUUAGAGAUUAGCAGGGUUUUUAGUGACUUCAGCACUAGUCGAUACAUUUCAACCUUCUGCAUAUGAGUGUCAAGCUUUGAACUAAAGUCAAGUAGCAACAGCCUUCUCCCUAGCACUUCCCACAAGCAUCUAAAAGGCUAGCUUAAAAAAAUGCAUCGUCGCAGCAUCGGCACAAAGACUGCGUUCUACUGAGGCGAGGGCAAAGGUCAGGAAAGCAUUUUUCAGCAAGCCAAUGAGAAUCCCAUUAAUGCCUUUUUUUCAAGAGAGCAAGGUAAAUGCAUCUUUUAGCACAUGCAAUCCCACUCUCAAUGUUACUCCUGUCAAUUUAGUGUUUUGUCUUUUUAGCUUUAUUCCUUAAAUAUUCGGUCCGUGCACAACUUUGUCUCAUUACAUCACAUGUUACACGCUUUUAUCCAAAGCGACUUACAUACUCAAUACUGUGGGCAAUCCCCACAGGAGCAAUUUGGGGUGAAGUGUCUUGCCCAGGGACACAACGACAUGCUGUAGUGCUGUUUGAACCUGUCCCCCUGAUCCGAACACCAACGCACUAGGCCACUGAGCCACACACCCCCCCACACUCCGCAUAGUGCUUUCCAUUGAAAUCGAUUACCAACCCUCCACUCAGUAAUAUUGUGCAGCUUUUAGUUGUUUCCCAACUUUGAUCAUGUUAGUUUAUAGUCGGCUAUUCAUUCAAGUUUUUUUUUGUCAAAAUCUGCUAUUCAUUCAAGCUUUUUUUUUGUCAAAAUGAGUGAUGUGAUUAAACAAAAGUACGGACGGAAACAUUUACAAAAGGGCAAAUGCCUGCUGGUUGCCUCUGUGCAUGACCUCUUGGCCGGGGAGAUGGUCCUGCCUGGCCAAAUGCUGCUUAAUGUCAUUUUAUGUCCUUAUUAAACCAAGGUUUCUCUUAUUUGAAUCCCUCCUGGUCAAACCAACCAGCGUGUUUUUUUUUUUAUUCCUCAUCAAAAUUAAUGAAAUUACUAAUUAAGCAAUACACCCUGAUUCUUUCCUUCUCUUGAGGUGAACUUACUUUUCUCAUGCUUCUGAGUUGUUUUGUAAUGGCAUUAACAGUAUUACUGUGCUCUCUUCUCAUAUUCUAGGAAAGCCUGUCUUUUACUUAAGGAUUGAAAAUUGUGCCUUUUAUUUUCUUAAACCAUUUACAUGUGUUAAUAUUUCCCAUGGUUAACACCUGUGCUGGUAUUGACCCUUUAUGUACAGAACAAGUAAAUAAAAUUUACGUCUACUUCUUUAA
Notothenia coriiceps (black rockcod) is the source of this 4043-nucleotide messenger RNA. RefSeq names its product v-crk avian sarcoma virus CT10 oncogene homolog-like (gene crkl). Gene Ontology annotation, biological process: cell migration; positive regulation of ERK1 and ERK2 cascade; enzyme-linked receptor protein signaling pathway. The transcript is spliced from 3 exons. Lineage: Eukaryota; Metazoa; Chordata; Actinopteri; Perciformes; Nototheniidae. Bases 924 to 1844 code for a protein of 306 amino acids. Gene Ontology annotation, molecular function: signaling adaptor activity; receptor tyrosine kinase binding. Gene Ontology annotation, cellular component: cytoplasm. The record is from RefSeq and is a predicted model, not a curated record.